GGGCGGUGGCCUUGAUUGGCGCCUCAGCUAGUUCCGCGGCGCCGCCUCACGGUGUUUCUGUGGAGUUUGUUGUGAACUCGCGGAGCCCUUAUGUGACCUCCGGGUUGGGAGGAGGGAGCCUUGUUCUGGCCCCUGCUGUGGCCCUGCAACGCUGCGGAAACCUGGCAAGUCCUCUCCCUGACGUAGCCUCAGCCUUCCCGGCUGAUAAGUUUGCUAACCUCCUUCCGGCUCUAACAACCCUUGGAUUCCGGAGGCGUGGCCUGAGGGGGCGGAGCCUGUGGGCGUCCGGGAGAUGGUGCCUGGCAACGUCCGGAGUGGGCCUCGAGAGGUCCUCCCUUCGGAGGGGAAUUCAUGACAAACUCCAGAGAGGAUGCUCUGGAGCUUGACCCGGCUCAAUCAAAGGCCAUCCCAAAGCCAUGGGUGUUUCCAGUCCCAAAGGGAACCCUACAGCGCAUCUUUGGGAGCAGCCAGGUGUUCCAGAACUGGGAUGAUGUAAAACCGAAGGUCACGGGAUUAACAGUGCCCCUCAAAGUCAGGGAGUACUACCACCAAGGCCUGCAGUGCUUGGAGAAAGAGGACUGGGAGAUGGCCGUGCUCUUCUUUUCCCGUGCCCUCCACCUGGACUCCCACCUGGUAGACUUCUACGCUUUACGAGCUGAGGCCUACAUCCAACUCUGUGACUUCUCCUCAGCUGCCCAGAACCUGCGAAGGGCCUACUCCUUCCAGCCAGAGAACACCAAGUACCUGGAGCGGCUUACCUUGGUCCUUUACCUGCAGGGCCAGUGCCUGUUUGAGCAACGUGCCUUCCCAGAAGCCCUGAGGGUCUUCUCGCAAGCCUCUGCGCUCCAGCCUGAGAAAGCCAGCUUCCGUUACCGAUGCAUGGCCUGUCUCCUGGCCCUCGAACAGCAUCAGGACUGCCUCUCGCUCAUCGCCAAGGAGGUGAAGCUUGGCACGACCAAUGCUGAUGUCUUCAUCCUCCGGGCCAGGCUCUACAACUUCCUCCAGAAGCCCAGCCUCUGCUACCGAGACCUGCACAGCGCCUUGCUGUUGGAUCCCAAGCACCCACAGGCCAAGGUGCUGCUCCAGAUGAUGGUGAACCAAGCCCAGAAGGCGCUUCAGGAUGCUGGGAUCCUAGCUGUGCAGGGCAAGCUGCAGCAUGCUCUGCAGCGCAUCAACUGUGCCAUCGAGAACAACCCUCUGGACCCUAGCCUCUUCCUCUUCCGGGGCACCGUGUACCGCCGGCUCCAGGAGUUUGAUGCCGCCGUGGAGGACUUCCUGAAGGCGCUGGACAUGAUGAGUGAGAGCCAGGAGGGCAUGGUGCGGCAGGCUCAGCGGCAGCUGUUGCUGACCUACAAUGACUUCGCCGUGCGCUCCUACCAGCAAGGUGCCCACGAGGAGGGCGUGCUACUGCUCAACAAGGCCCUCAAGGACGAGCAGCAGGAGAAGGGCCUCUACAUCAACCGGGGCGAUUGCUUCUUCCAGCUGGGCAACCUGAUUUUUGCGGAGGCGGACUACCAGCAGGCACUGGCGCUGAGCCCGCAGGACGAGGGCGCCAACCUACGCAUGGGCCUACUGCAGGAGAGGAUGGGCUUCUGCGAGCAGAGGAGCAGGUGCGGGCUGUGGGUGGUCCCCGGGGGUGGGGUGGGGGUGCUGGCAUGGAGCCGCCUGCUGGGACCCCUGGGUCAAGAUCCUCUGCUCUCCCAGGUUUGGUAA
Molecule: messenger RNA, 1713 nt
Organism: Leptonychotes weddellii (Weddell seal)
Lineage: Eukaryota; Metazoa; Chordata; Mammalia; Carnivora; Phocidae
Source: RefSeq, a predicted model, not a curated record